UUCAUUAUCACAUUUCUUCAUUCCAACAUUUGGGAGCAAUAAUAGUAAAACAACAAUCUGGAAAACUGAAGAAUCUGGAACAAAACCAAAUGCACUCUUCUUCCAAGAAACGCACAAUCACUUGGUUGAUCCUAAUCAUGAUUGUACUAUACAUCCUCUACUCCUCCAAUUUUCUUCUCUUAAGCAAGGACAAGCCAGAUUGUUCAACCUUCAAGAAAUUAGAUGCCACCACCGAAGAACAACUUGAGAUGAGUGGUAAUACAUCUUCAACAACAGAUACAAUUGAAGGAACAAUUGUUGAAGAGGAUAAAACAAUAGAGGAUAAAAAAGAAAAGGAGGAUGAGGAUCAAGAAGAUGAAAAAGAACUACCCCUUGAUCAAUUAUCUCAAAGACAAGACACAAAGCUUGAACACAUUGUUUUUGGGAUAGCCGCUUCAUCCAAUUUGUGGGACAUAAGAAAAGAAUAUAUUAAGGUAUGGUGGAAGCCAAACCAAACUAGAGGCGUGGUGUGGUUAGAUAGCAAAGUGAGGUCUGAAGCAAACGAAGGUUUACCAGAGAUUCGGAUUUCUGGGGACACCACUAAGUUUAAGUAUACAAAUAGACAAGGGCAAAGAUCAGCUUUGAGGAUUUCAAGGGUGGUGACAGAGACAAUGAAGCUUGGGAUGAAGGAUGUGAGAUGGUUCAUGAUGGGAGAUGAUGACACGGUAUUUGUUGUGGAUAAUUUGGUUAGGAUUCUUUCUAAGUACGACCACACUCAGUUCUUUUAUGUUGGGAGCUCAUCUGAGAGCCAUGUUCAAAACAUACAUUUCUCAUAUGCUAUGGCAUAUGGUGGUGGAGGAUUUGCUAUAAGCUACCCACUAGCCAAGGAGCUUGCCAAGAUGCAAGAUCGUUGCAUGCAAAGAUAUCCAGGAUUAUAUGGUAGUGAUGAUAGAAUGCAAGCUUGUAUGGCAGAACUAGGGGUUCCAUUAUCCAAGGAACCAGGGUUUCACCAGUAUGAUGUGUAUGGGGACCUCUUAGGCCUUUUGGGGGCACAUCCGGUGACCCCACUAGUGACAUUGCACCACCUUGAUGUGGUGCAACCAAUAUUCCCAAUGUUGAACCGGGUACAAUCUCUACAACAUCUAAUGAAAUCUGUGAAGCAAGACUCGGGUAGCAUAAUGCAACAAUCAAUUUGCUAUGACAAAAACAGAUAUUGGUCCAUCUCUAUUUCAUGGGGCUUCGUGGUUCAAGUCACGAGGGGAGUUUUGUCCCCUAGAGAGUUGGAGAUGCCAACACGAACCUUUCUAAAUUGGUACAAAAGAGCUGAUUACACUGCUUAUUCAUUCAACACAAGACCUGUGGCCAAAAACCCUUGUCAAAAAGCUUUCCUUUUCUAUAUGAACAGAACACGAUAUGAUCCCAUCAAGAAGCAAAUUAUUGGUACUUAUUCUCGUUACAAAUCUAAACCUCCUCACUGCACAUGGAGAGUAGACUCACCAGAGGACCUUGAUUCCAUUAUAGUUUCAAAAAGACCAGAUCCUCUUCGUUGGCAAAGGUCACCAAGGAGGGAUUGUUGUAGAGUUCUACCAGCUCGUCGUAAGAACUCAUCUAUGUAUAUAUGGGUGGGUAGUUGUCGAGAGGGAGAGAUUAGUGAAUUAAGUCUUUAAAGUGGAAUUUAAAUUCCAAACUCCAAUCAUAAUUUGUAAUAUCUCGAGUAUAGUUGCAUUAGAAAA
Molecule: messenger RNA, 1712 nt
Organism: Cajanus cajan (pigeon pea)
Lineage: Eukaryota; Viridiplantae; Streptophyta; Magnoliopsida; Fabales; Fabaceae
Source: RefSeq, a predicted model, not a curated record